This is a messenger RNA of Klebsormidium nitens, 918 nucleotides long. Lineage: Eukaryota; Viridiplantae; Streptophyta; Klebsormidiophyceae; Klebsormidiales; Klebsormidiaceae. The record is from the annotation of a GenBank genome assembly.
AUGAGCAAAAGGGAUCAUCAUACGCGGGCAAAGGCGUCCAAAGAACAGUGGACGCUAGACCAGUCACCGUAUGAGACAUUAGGGGUGCAAGGGGACGUCUCAGAAGAGGGCAUUAAAACCGCGUACCGGAACCUCGUGAAAAUCUACCACCCGGAUGUCUACCAGGGCACUGAAGACGGGGAGCCCGCUGGUGCCCGCUUCAUCCGCAUCCAGGCCGCUUACGAGCUGCUUAUGGACCGGGAGGCGCGGGGCAACUAUGACCGGGAUCACAAACGGAACCCCUUCAUGGCGAGUGAGGCGUGGCAGGCGUACGUGGCGCGCAAGAAGAAGGCGUUCGAGCAGCGGGGUGACGUGGCAGCCACCGCGUGGGCCGAGGUGCAGCGGCACGAGAUGCAGGUCAAGGCGCGCCAAAUGGCCAAGCAAAAGAUGGACCCCGAGGAGGAGCGGCGGUUAGUUGCCAAGGAGGUGCAGUUAAAGGCGGAGCUGUUCGACCGCACGAGCAAGCGGCACAUGCUGGUGCUCAAGAAGCGGGACCUGGCCAAGCGGCGCGCGGGGGAGGACGAGAAGAAGCUGCUCGUGCAGAAACUACUCCUCGAGGAGGGCUUCGAGCUGGCGGACGAGGACUGACCUUUUCGGGGGGUCCGAAAUUCUAGGAGAAGGGGGGAAGGGGUGGGAGAGGCAUGUUGCGGAUUGGAAGUGCUUAGGGAACGGUGCUGCUCGUGGGGAGCUUUGAGUUGGAGGACUGACGCCUCUCAGGGGGCUGCGGUUUGAAUGGGAAGGUGGGGGGUGGAAAGGGUGAACGGAAGCAUUUGAUUGUAGUGUUUCGGUUGACAAGAGUGCUGUCCAAGGAGGGCGUCGAGCUGGAGGACAAGGAUAGCCGCCCUCGGGGGGGUGGCCUUUUCACUUGGUUGACGGGAG